Molecule: messenger RNA, 2973 nt
Organism: Chara braunii
Lineage: Eukaryota; Viridiplantae; Streptophyta; Charophyceae; Charales; Characeae
Source: the annotation of a GenBank genome assembly
AUGGAGUACGAGAAUGGAGAGCGGUGCGAUGGGGAGAGCCCUUGAGGCGGUUGACGUCAUAGGCAAGCGCAUUGAUUUGCUCUUGCAGCGGUCCAAGCGUACUGAGUUGCGCUUGUAUGGCCACAAGGACGGCGUGGAUGUCCAUGGUGUCCGCUUGGGCCUGACCCUGAGUCGCCGGCAGGUGGACGGCGCCGCGGCGAUCUCAUUAGAUGUACUCCAUUCCGUGGCCGAAAGGGGGAGGGAGGGAGGCCUCAGAGAGGUGUGUGGGGAAAGGGGGCCAUCGGUAAGAGGAGGGGGACCGCGGGAGCGAAGAACUUCAGCUCAAAACAUCACAGUUCUUACUGGCGUACAGUACAGCGGUCCCGUAGUGGACAAGCGGGCGACCACUCUGUCGUCCGAGUACGACGAGAAAGGGGACAUCACCUCUUGGAUUAGCUCCAUGUGCUCAUACUUCGAGGUGAUGCGGACAUCACCGGAAGACCGAAGCAUGAUCAUGGGUACUAAUACCGAGCCCGCCGUACGAAAUUUCAUUGAACUCCAAGCUGUUACAGCAGGUUAUGAGAGAAUUGACCUGAAUGAGUGGCUGAAAGUAACUCCUGUACGCACUCUUGAGGACCUCAUCACACGGUACCAAGAUAAGCACGCUGCGCUCAAGGCAAGGCUGAAGCUUGAGGCCCUCAAGGGCCAAACAUGGAGGACCUCCAUGCAGGCUUUGGAACAGCACUUGACUGGUUUGUUCACCACUCGAGACCUGGGAAUGACCGGCGUGUCUUGCAUGGAUGUAGUCAUGGGAGUGGCCCCUAAAGAAUACCUCUCCCUGCUAGGACUCAAAGACCAUACCACUUGGCGAGAGCUAUUGAUGGAUCUAGUCAACCUAGAGGCCAAGGACCUCGCCAGGCGUAAAAAGGCACCCGCUGGAGGUGGAAAAUCACAACGCAAGCAGUAUGGAAGCAGCAACCAGCUUGCCCUGCAUGAAAAUCGGGAGGCUGAAGAUCAGUCCUACGCGGAUGAUCUGUCUCUAGAUGACGAUCUUGAGCCGAACUCCGAUAUGGGUUGUUCUACAUCAGCCAUUGAGUCUGAUGUGAAUGAAGAUGAAAAACUUAAUGCUUUCAAAAAGACUGCUUCAAGCAAGGGGCCUAACCGUGGUUCGGGUAGGGGAACUAUUGCACACCUCCCCAAGAAUGCGAAAAUCCCUGAGAAGCCGGAGGACCCUUCUACCAAGCCUUGGAAAGCCCUCCGACUGUUAUCGUCUGCAGGGAAACAAGCAAAGGGCGUAGAAGAGUCGCCAACACUCUCUACAACAAGGGAAGCUGAACCAUCAGUUGCAGGUCACUCCAAUGAGCCUGAAGCUGAUCAACAACCUACUCUUGAAGCCCGGAACGACGUUGAAUCCAAGGCUGCUGCAGUCCAAGUACUGUACAGUGAGCCUUGGGAGGAAUCUAAGGAAGUUGACUUCCACACUCACUUGGAACAUUGGCUGCAGCUCAAGCAGCAACGCCGUGUUCAAGGGAGUGUGGAGCUAACCUUCCUUAAGCUGCUCAUUAACCGUCGAUACAUCCGUGUGCUGAUUGAUAGUGGCUCAACAACCAAUUUCUUUUCUCCUAACGGGAUUCGUAAGGCGGGUCUGGGAAUGAAGCAAGUGGAGUUGCAGAACCCUUGUCAGACCCAGGUGGGCAACCAAGAGGUUGUCACCUCAACACAUGCUGUCAAAGGUGUGCGCGUCACUUUUGACAAAGAUCGCACUGUCACACAUGAGCUGAACUUUUAUGUCAUGGACAAGUGUCCGUUCGACGCGGUCAUUGGUUUGGGCUGGUUAAAGGCUCAUUGCCUAAGGAUCACGUGGGCGGAUAAUCAGUUCGUGGGCGAGUUGGAGGAGUUGAGGAGACAAAUUGAUGACAUGAUCGAUCGUGGAUGGAUUAGGCCUAGUGAGCUUGUCAUCGAAGAAUUUCAUCAACAGUAUAUUCUGCAGUUUGGCCACCCGAAAACUAUUGUGAGUGAUCGGGACACCAGAUUCAUUAGCAAAGAUUGGAAGGACUUCACUUUUCAGAUCUACGACAUUAAACUCAACAAGACUUCUGGUCGACACCCCGAAGCCAAUGGAUUGGCUGAGGAAAUCAACCAGACUGUCAUCCAACUACUUCGCGCGUUAAUUGUUCCAGAUCAGAACACAUGGGACAAGGAGUUACACAAAGUGAAGGGGUUGUACAACAACUCCAUUCACUCUGCAACGGGUGUGACACCGAAUCAACUGCAAUACGGAUGGCAGUUGCGCAAUCCUCUCUCCUAUCUGUUCCCAGAACGGUCACCUGGUCUGACACCCGACAUGCCUGGCUACAAUGCCAAGUAUGCACGCUUGCUCAAAGUUGCUAUCGCAGCAAUGAACAAGCGUAAGCAUGCCAUGAUCAAACAUGCUAACAAGUCGCGCAAAGAAGGGACCUUCGAAGUACGAAGCUAUGUCUGGGUUAAAAUGUCUGAAUUUUUUGACGAAGAGGGCGUAUCAAGAAAGCUUCUUCCAUUGUAUUAUGGCCCUUGGCAGGUUCUGAACCUGUUUCCACACAUCGAUGAUGAGACUUUUCCCUUCCGAGAUCCUAUGAUACCUCGUCCUAUCGAUGGCGGUCAUGAGAUAGACAAAAUUGUUUCACAUGAAGGAAGAGGGAGGAACAGACAAUACAAGGUUCACUUCCUCUACCACCCGUUGACCGAAUUCUUCUGGAUCGACCGAAAAGAGCUGCUAAAGAACGCUCCCCGUGUUGUGAACGCUUAUGAACGACAGAUCGCUGAUGGACAGACUGCUAAGUUCUCUGCAAGACUCACUCCUCACGGACUUACUAAAUCCCUCUUUCUGAUCUACGCUUACUCGCUCGAAGGGACCUCGCUCUUGAGAGGGGGGUAGUGUAAUGACCCGCCAAAACACAGACAAAGAACACUGCUGAUUUCUGGGAUUUGCCGCUGGAAUGAAUGCCUUGCUGAGAU